AUGAAGUUCUCCACCAUGCUUGUUUUCCCCGCCCUUGCUCUUGGAGCUGCCACGCCCAAGCUUCCGGUUUCUUCUAUCGACCCUGCCUGUCUUGAGAGUAUCACCAGCGUCGCCGACUGCAUCAAGAACCUCAAGCCCACCGGCGCCGCUGCCCUCACUGAUGUCGCAACUUGCCUCGCCGAAAUUGUGGCUGGGGUUCAAAAGUGUAUCCCUGGUGUUCCUGGCGGCUUGCCCUCUGGUUUGCCAACUGGCCUCCCUACUGGCAUCCCCACUGGCCUACCUGUUCCUCUUCCAACUCCUCUCCCCGGUGGUCUUCCUGGAAAUGGUACCCCUGGAGUUCCUGAGGUCCCUGGUAUCCCCAGGCUUCCUUAA
Molecule: messenger RNA, 372 nt
Organism: Fusarium tjaetaba
Lineage: Eukaryota; Fungi; Ascomycota; Sordariomycetes; Hypocreales; Nectriaceae
Product: mRNA-binding WHI3
Exons: 2
Coding region: 1-372 (123 amino acids)
Source: RefSeq, a predicted model, not a curated record